AUGCCGUCCAAUGAAACCAGAACAUGUUACUGCCAGAAGUAUUGCCAAGCUCCGCCAGAAGGUCGCAAUAUUCCAUUAUCAAGUUGGUAUCGACAUCAACGUGCCCUUAAAGAGCAAGCCUGUGGAGAGGGUGGAGAGCCGCCAGAGUUUCGAAGGCGACGAAAGACUCAGUCGAAUAAUCUUGCAAACGGCGAAGCUGACGCAGGUUCCAGUACUGCCGUGCACAACGUUGAAACUGAAGGCGCUUCAGCUGGUGGGCUCGACAACAACAACAACAAUCCUACAUUUGAAAAUGGCCGUUGCCCGACUGAACCUCUUGAAGAUUUUUUCGACAACUACACCUUUCCUUCUGAAGAUUUCGGACACAACGUUGAGGAGGAGCAUGUAGAACCUACCGAUGAUUUCAACCUCGAUGGAGAAGAGACGGUCCCGGCAACGUCGAUUACAUUAGACGACCUCUUGAUGCACGAAGAACUGCUGGAACAGAUCCGGUCCUACGACUUCGAAGCCGAGAGGGAGCAAUGGAAUGAUACUGAAUUUGACUGCUUUGUAGACCCACCCGAAGGCAUUUGGGCUACUGACGACCCUGAUAUUAAAUUCUCCUUCCAGUGUUAUCUCUCCCUCUCAGCCCACUGUUCCGAAAAUGCAUACAAAGCAGUCCGCCAGUUCGUUGCGGCAGGAUAA
Messenger RNA from Marasmius oreades (fairy-ring Marasmius), 684 nucleotides. RefSeq lists its product as uncharacterized. The transcript has 2 exons. The record is from RefSeq and is a predicted model, not a curated record. Bases 1 to 684 code for a protein of 227 amino acids. NCBI's taxonomy places the organism in Eukaryota, Fungi, Basidiomycota, Agaricomycetes, Agaricales, Marasmiaceae.